AUGUCUGAAACAUCUCUCAGCUCCGGCUCGAGUCAACGGUUGUUGCAGUUUAGCCUCAAAGGAGAUUGGAUCGCACUUGAAAAUACAAUUAAAACAUUAGACAAGGGAGACCCAGAAAUCCAUCAGUUCGAUGAGGAGUCUGGCUUAAGUCUUCUGAUGGUUGCAGUUCGAGAGAACCGUCUAGCUGUAGUGGACAGGCUGCUGGAGCUAGGGGCCAAUCCCUGUGAAAAGUCUAAGGAUGGAAGGACUGCUCUGCAUAUCGCUGCCUCUCAUUCCAAGGAUGACAUCGUCAAACUUCUGGCACGGAAAAUAGAUCCCAAUAUUCCCGGAGGGCCAAAGGACCAGCUGCCUCUCCACUACGCUGCCUCCCGACCCGCUGGGAACCAUGCUAUUGUUCAGACUCUGCUCAAACUGUCAAGUAAAGAGGCCCGACUUACGCCAGACAGGGAUGGCUGCAUUCCUUUGCUCUUGGCCGUGGAAGCCGGGAAUGUUGGAAUCGUUAAGGAGCUCCUCGGAAACCAAUCAGAAGCGCAGCUCCGAGCCCAGAAAUCAGCCAGCGGAGAUUCAGCGCUCCACAUCUGUUGCAGAAGAAAGGAUCUGGAGAUGGCCAAGGUCCUGGUUGAAUUUGGCGCAAACGUGGAUUUCCAAAAUGAGGAAGGCCAGACUCCACUCCACAUCGCUGCCUGUGAGGGAGAUGAGGUCAUGCUUAAGCUUUUCUACCAGAGUAAAGCCAAUCCCAACAUCGCCGAUAAGAUGGACAGGUCUCCUCUGCAUGUGGCUGCAGAGAAAGGGCACACUAAUGUCGUCGAGAUCCUCACAGAGAAAUUCAAAUCCAAUGUGUUGGCCAGGACCAAGGAUGGGAGUACUCUGUUACACAUUGCAUCUCAGUGUGGUCACCCUGAGACAGCCCUGACCUUUCUGAAGAAAGGAGUUCCUCUGCACAUGCCCAAUAAGUCAGGUGCAGUGUGCUUACAUGCAGCGGCUAAGAGAGGCCACACGGCUGUAGUGAAGGCUCUCCUCCUGAAGGGGGCGCAUGUGGACGCCACCACUAAAGACGGCCAGACGGCGCUUCACGUUGCCGUGCAGAACUGCAAGCCGCAGGUGGUGCAGAUGUUACUGGGCUUUGGGGCACAGGUGCAACUCAAGGGAGGCAAGGCACUGGAAACCCCUUUGCAUAUUGCGGCCAGAGUGAAAGAAGGGGAGAAGGUGGCCGAGAUGCUCCUCAAGAGUGGAGCAGAUGUCAAUGCUGAACAGGAGAAUGGGGAGACUGCGAUGCAUAUGGCAGCCCGGUAUGGCAGCGUGCAGAUGCUAAGAGCUCUGAUCGAGGAGGGAGGAGACCUCACCUGGAGAUCUAAGGCAGGAGAGAACCCUCUCCACAUUGCUGUGCGUCAUUGCCAUGCCCACAUGGUGAAGGAGAUCCUGACCUAUCUGGCCAAUGAGAGCAGAGAGGAGGCGGAGCUCUGUGCGAGACAGGAGAACCAGAAGGGGGAGACGCCCUUACACCUGGCGGCCGAGCUGAGGAAAGAGGCGGUCCACGAGGAAGGUGAAGAUAUUGUCAUCAUCAGAACCCUGAUGGAGCAUAACGCUGAUGUCGCAGCGGCCACCAGACAGGCGGGAGAGACAGCCCUGCAUUACUGUGCCAGAGUGGGAAACACUGGAGUUCUUCAAGAGAUGCUGAGUAACGUUCCCGCAAACCAACUCCAGACAGCUGUCAACAAACACGCCAGAAAUGGCAGGUCUCCAUUACUCCUUGCAGCGGAGAGAGGUCACACAGAGGUCGUGCGGAUCCUGUUGCAGAAUCACGCCAGGGUGGAUGUGUUCGAUGAGGAUGGAAAAGCUGCCCUCCAUCUUGCUGCGGAACAAGGUCACGAUGACAUUGCUGACAUCCUGCUAUCCCACAAGGCCUUUGUGAACGCCAAGACCAAACUGGGCCUGACGCCCCUGCACCUGAGUGCCCACAACGGCUCCGCCCAACUGGUCAAGCUCCUGGUGGAGACGCACCAGGCCAGCAUAGACGCCCUCUCUCUGAACAAACAGACUCCGCUCCAUCUGGCGGCAAUGAAUGGUCAGCUUGAUGUCUGCAGCUCUCUGUUAAACUUGAGGAGUGAUAUCACUGUGACAGAUAUACAUGGACAGACACCUCUUCACCUGGCUGCGGAGAACGACCAUUCAGAGGUUGUAAAAUUGUUUCUGAAGCAGCGUCCUGACUUAGCCACCCUGGCUAACGUGGAAGGUUCUACGUGCACACACAUCGCCGCAGCCAAGGGCAGUGUGGCCGUCAUCAGAGAACUGCUCAAAUUCAACCAGGGAAGCAUCACCACCCUUCACAACAAGGCCAACGGGUCCUGCCCCUUACACCUUGCGGCUGCUGGGGGUCACACGGAGGUUGUGAAGGUCCUUCUGGAAGCGGGGGCAUCAGCAGCUGAAGAGGACGCAGAGGGAAUGACAAGCAUUCAUCUGGCUGCCAAAAGCGGGCACACACACAUCCUGGAUGUACUGAAGACCAGUGUCUCUCUUAAGAUAAGCAGCUCUAAGACAGGACUGACUGCCUUGCAUGUGGCAGCGUGUUUUGGUCAGGUUGACUUUGUGAGAGAGAUCCUGACCAAAGUCCCAGCCACCAUACGCAGUGAAUGUCCUCUCAGCAGCAGCAGCAGCAAAGAGGGCACCAGGAGACAUCAGCUCCCUCUAGAGUCAGGGUAUACUCCCUUGCACCUGGCGGCUCAGUCUGGCCAUGAGAAUGUGGUGCGGUUGUUGCUGAACUCCCCUGGUGUUCAGGCAGAUGCAGAAACUGACACACAGGGUUCGACACCGUUACACUUAGCAGCUCAGAGUGGUCAAACCGCGGUCGUGGGUCUGCUCCUGAGCAGGUCCAGCUCUCUGCUCCACCUGAAAGACAAACGCGGACGCACGUGUCUCCACCUGGCAUCCGCCCACGGUCAUGUUUCCAUGGUGAAGGUUCUCCUUGGUCAGGGAGCAGAGAUCAACCACACGGACAAGAGUGGCUGGACUCCGCUCCACUACGCGGCGAAAGCGGGCUGCCUGGACGUGGUGCGCUUCCUGGUGGAGAGCGGAGCGUCGGCACGGGCGGAAUGCCACGGAGGCCGGACGCCGCUGCAGUACGCCGCUGAGGAGAACCACCAGGCCACCGUCAGCUUCCUGUUGUGUCAGGACAACAACACGCUGCGUCUGCUGGAGGACAGAAAGUUUGUGUUUGAUCUGAUGGUUUGCGGGAGACUGAAUGGUAACGUAGCUUUGGAGGAGCUGGUACUCCACUCCGCAGCUCCUCUGGACACGGCGGUCCGCUUGUCCCGUGCUCUGGACUUGGCCGCUCUGAGGGAGAAAGAACGUUCUGUUGACCUUCAAGCCGCAGCACGACACUGCGAGGUCAUGGCCUCCGACCUUUUGACCCUUGCCUCCUCAGCCGGGGGUCGGGGCGCCGGGGCGGUCCUGAGGGCCGUUGACCACCGGGGCGCGAGCGUUCUGGACUGCCUCAUCGAGGCGCGGCAGAAGGGCGUGGUCGCCCACCCAGCGGUGCAGAAGUACCUGACAGAGGUGUGGUACGGCAGCCUGCAGUGGGACUCCUGGAGAAUUUUGCUGCUCUUUUUCAGUCUUCUGCUCUGUCCUCCGCUGUGGCUGGCACUCUCACUGCCGCUGAAACACAGAUUCAACACUAUCCCUAUUGUGAAGUUCAUGAGCCACCUGGUGUCGCAUGUCUUCCUUCUGGCUCUCUUCAUCCUCACGAUCGUCUACCCUCCGGUGAGUCCGCUAGCUUUGGGCAGGCUCCUCCCAGGUUGGUCGGAGUGGUUGCUACUGGCCUGGCUGUGUGGCAUGCUGGUAUCGGAGUUGACCCAUCCAGGGGAAAGAGCCGGUUUAGCCUGGAUUCGACUCCUUCUCCUGGGCUUUUCCGCAGCAGCUCUGAUCUGUCACCUCCUGGCUGUGAUGGUCCAGUGGUGGCCUCCGGCGCACUUGCAUUUCCUGUUUGCCAGGAAUGUUCUGUUGGCCGUUGCCAUGACACUAGGAUUUGUGCAGCUCCUGGAGUUCCUGACUUUUCAUCACCUUUUUGGGCCCUGGGCCAUUAUCAUUAGGGACUUGAUGAAGGACCUGGGUCGCUUCGCUGUUAUCCUGGCACUGUUCCACACCGCUUUCACCAUGAGCUUGUCUGCGGUUUGCCAACCUGUCUACCCGGUCGCAAAUUUCCACGGCAACGAGACAGUCAGCAACGUCACCGCGGAGGCCGUUGCUGAGGAGGGGGACCAGGAGCUAAGCCCGUUGGACGUUUCCGUGCUGCUGUUCUUCGCCCUGUUCGGACUGACGGAACCAGAGGCCAUGCCUACUCUGGAACGUUCUCCAGCUGCUGCGGGCGUUGUGGCUCACCUGGCGUUCGGGAUCUACCUGGUCGUCACUGUGAUUGUGUUGAUCAACCUGCUCAUCGCGAUGAUGAGCGACACGUACCAGCGUAUCCAGGCGCAGUCGGACACAGAGUGGAAAUUUGGCCGCGCCGUCCUGAUCAGAGACAUGAGCCGAAAGUCUGGCACUCCUUCCCCAUUCAACCUGUUCACCAACCUCUUCUUCUACGUCAAGAUCCUCUGCAAACAUGGUGGGAGGAUCUGCUCAGGGGGAGGUCGUGACCGGAUGGGUGAGGAAGAGGACGUCGAAGGGCUUUCAGACACGCGCUCCCUGGACAUGCUGGCACACAGCUCCAUCAGCUGGCUCAGAGGAAACAAAAGGACUCAGAUACUCCCUGAAGGUAGCCCCGGCACGUUGCCACGGCUAGCCGGACAAGUGCGCGUGGAACACAUUACAGACUGGGCAGUGGUGGUACAGCGUUUCUUAGCUCUGCGCGGCCAGAGAGACAGACCCCCGACGGAGAAAGACUGCCACCAAACUGCACAAACCAUAUAA
Chanos chanos (milkfish) is the source of this 4902-nucleotide messenger RNA. It is a transcript of the gene trpn1, whose product is annotated as transient receptor potential cation channel, subfamily N, member 1. Gene Ontology annotation, molecular function: protein binding; calcium channel activity. Lineage: Eukaryota; Metazoa; Chordata; Actinopteri; Gonorynchiformes; Chanidae. The transcript has 29 exons. Bases 1 to 4902 code for a protein of 1633 amino acids. Gene Ontology annotation, cellular component: membrane. Gene Ontology annotation, biological process: calcium ion transmembrane transport. The record is from RefSeq and is a predicted model, not a curated record.